UCACAAUCGUCAACACACAGGCCAACAAAGCCAAGCAAGACAACAAGGAUGUUUGGUGUGCUGCGGAGCGUGAGGCGUGCGCACAGCGCCGCCAACGGCUGGCUCUUUGCUGAGAAGCCUCGCAUGGCUGGUCAGGCACGACAGAAGGAGGCGUGGGAGCUUCCCUUCCACCUGUUUAUCAGCGGUGGCUUUGCUGUCGCCACCUACUUGCAUCUCCAGCGCCCCAACACCAGGACGCAAGCAACAUACAGCAAGAUUGCACAGGAGGAAUUGGCAGCGGAGUGAGGUGUCUGAAUGCAGACAGACGAAGGCCUGUUCCAGUGGUCCAAAAGUCACAAAUAUUGACAAGCAAGGGGUAUGAAGAUGGCGGGUGUUGCAAUGCGUGCGCGCGUGUUUGUGUGCGGGUUUUGCGUGUGGUGGUGGUGAUUGGGGCUGCAGCAGGUGCAUGGAGUGGGUCUUGUCUUGAAAUGUGCUGUGUCUUUGGCGUCACACCAGUGACUCGCCCGAUGGGGCACCGAGUGCGUUGCCCCUCCCACCCUGCAAUUGUAUUGACAAUGUUGGUUGGUUGGAAUAGACAAGAGCAAUGAAGGUUGUGAGAGC
Molecule: messenger RNA, 600 nt
Organism: Salpingoeca rosetta
Lineage: Eukaryota; Choanoflagellata; Craspedida; Salpingoecidae
Exons: 3
Coding region: 49-285 (78 amino acids)
Source: RefSeq, a predicted model, not a curated record